This is a messenger RNA of Osmia bicornis bicornis, 1800 nucleotides long. RefSeq lists its product as uncharacterized. The record is from RefSeq and is a predicted model, not a curated record. The transcript has 6 exons. Bases 966 to 1463 code for a protein of 165 amino acids. NCBI's taxonomy places the organism in Eukaryota, Metazoa, Arthropoda, Insecta, Hymenoptera, Megachilidae.
UGAAUCGUACUGCCUGAGGACUUCCGGUCUCUUUGUUGAUCGAUAGAAUUUCUGUUUCAUUAGAAUUUGUUUAUUGGUUAUUUUUGGCAAUUAUUUAAAAUGAAUAGGUAUUAAGAAUUGUUAUCGAAAAAAUUAAAAACUUUUAUUGUUUCGCAUUGAAAAAGUAAUUCGCCAUUGUGAAUAGCGCUAAACUUUCUUGAGCUUCUCUGCAACGACAAAUAUAAGUUCCAUUUCUUAGGUUGUUGCACAGAUUUCCUCUUUUUGUCUAGAAAAGUUCGAGAACCUUUCUUCUUAGUCGCAUAUAAGGCCAGGGAAAGUAAUUACAGAUGGGAAAUUGCUGGAGGAAAAUGGUCUUUCCAUUGGAUUUUAUGAUGGAUUGACGUUUAAAUCAGAAAUAAUUAUUCGACGCUUAAAUGGCGAAUAAAUUCAUUCUUUUCAAGCUCUGGGGAACUUAUAAAAUUAUUAUUGCUCUGGUUUCUUGAUCAAUUUGAGAUUCAGGCUUAUCACGAAUUUUUUAAUUCAACCGUUCAUCAAUUUUUCUCGUUUCAAUUGAAAGGGACUAAUCAGUUUUUAUUAAUUAGAUAUCCAUACAAAUUUUAUUCGACUCGGCAAUUAUUUUAAACAAAUAGAAUAUCGAAAUUAAUCCUUCGCCUUGCGAUAUGCAAUCAUUUGAUAGCUGUUAUUUAAGGCUUGAUUGGAAUAGAAGAGACCGGGCAUUCGACACCGGUUCGUUCCGUUUCUCACGUUGCAACGCGAUGCAUAACUUAUCGAUGGAAAAUUUGAGACGUCCAGAGGGUAUCGUACACGACAAUUGCAUCGUGUGAUCGGACAUGUAUUCGAUGGGAACGGUGGUAGGGAUUCUCGUAGUCUAUAAAUGAAAAGUUCCGCUCGAUUGUUCGUCUGUUUCGCGAAACUCCGCUGGUGCUUGUAUCGAUCCGAAGCGUGGAAAACGUCAUCGAUAUACAAUGGAUCGUUUCCUACAUUUCGUUCUGUUGUUCGCCGUUUUGCCCUUUGCAAUACGAGGAGCCAUCGAAGAGGGAGGCUGCGAAUGCGCCGUGUUUCCGGCGGGAUCGUCAGUCUCAAUCAUCGAACGCCCUCUUCAAUAUAAUGUCACGUGCAACAGCGAAGGGGAGGCAAGAUGCCAAUUAUUGUGCGUCGCAUUGGCCCAAAGUGGCAGAGACAAGGCGCCGCAAAUGAUUUGCGAAAAAGUGAACGCCCAUGUGGAAAAUCUCGAAGUGGCGGUGUACUCGAAAAUAUGUAACGCGAUCAACUGGAAAUUCACCGGAUUGAAGAACUCGGACCUGAUAUGCUGCCACGAGGGGAAACCGAUACCUUGUUCCGGAUCGUUAUCGAUCAUCAAUGACUGGAUGGAUUCCAUCACUCCGUUGAAUCCAGCGACAUUCAGUAACUUCGAGGCUUCGAACACCAUUUCCUCUCGAAACUUUUCAAAUAAAGCCGACUAACAACAGGCCGGAAAGUUGAGAUACAUCCUGGAAAUCGUUCGAACGACUGCACCCGUUUGGAGAACUUGAAGAACCGAUAUGUUUGCCGAGCCUUCGAAGAAAGAAUCGAACAGACGUUAUUCCUUGUUUUUGGGAAAAGCUGUACCUCAGUCGAAUCGCAAGAAUAAACGAGGCCCCGUGUAGGUGGAUAAAGGAAAAGCAGGAUAGGAGGAAGAAACCACAAAACCAAUAGUGGCGUGCAAGCAUCUUUCACCGAGAAAAUAUUUCCCACUAGACGCUCCACCAGGAGUCUUAUAUACGAUCGGGAUCCAGACACGAGUAAACAUGAUUCUCUUCG